Trifolium pratense (red clover) is the source of this 2004-nucleotide messenger RNA. Its product is annotated as ERAD-associated E3 ubiquitin-protein ligase HRD1B-like. Lineage: Eukaryota; Viridiplantae; Streptophyta; Magnoliopsida; Fabales; Fabaceae. The coding region runs from base 184 to 1743 and encodes 519 amino acids. The transcript has 8 exons. The record is from RefSeq and is a predicted model, not a curated record.
GGUUGGAUACUCAUACAUCAUUUUUUGUCAAAUAAAAAAAGAAAAGAAUAGUUUAUUGAUUACUAAUAUUUAUUACCAACGCUGAAACUUGGAAAUCGACGGCGAGAUUGAAAGGCAAACAAAGAGGUUAGUUGCUAGCCACCGACGACCGCUGUUUUCUCCGUUCAAUUUCAAUCGAGGAACAUGAUGAGGCUGAAGACAUAUGCUGGUCUUAGUUUGAUUGCAACUUUGGCUAUUACAUAUCAUGCAUUUAACAGUCGAGGCCAGUUUUAUCCGGCAAUGGUGUAUCUUUCAACAUCCAAGAUCAGUUUGGUGCUUCUUCUCAACAUGGGUUUGGUUAUUAUGUGUGUUCUGUGGCAACUAACGAAGAAGGUAUUCUUGGGUAAUCUUCGAGAAGCAGAGGUUGAGAGGCUUAAUGAGCAAUCAUGGAGGGAGGUUAUGGAGAUUCUCUUUGCGAUUACUAUCUUUAGGCAGGAUUUCUCGGUUACUUUCCUAGCGAUGGUUACGGCACUGUUGUUAAUUAAGGCUUUGCAUUGGUUGGCUCAAAAGAGAGUCGAGUACAUUGAGACAACUCCUACAGUGACCACGCUGUCCCAUAUUCGGAUUGUGUCGUUUAUGGGUUUCCUUCUUCUUCUCGAUAGCAUUUUCUUAUAUAGUUCUCUGAAGCAUUUGAUAGAAACAUGGCAGGCUUCUGUUUCGCUGUUCUUUGCUUUUGAGUACAUGAUAUUGGCAACAACAACAGUGUCAAUUUUUGUAAAAUAUGUUUUCUAUGUCAGCGACAUGCUUAUGGAGGGACAGUGGGAAAAGAAACCAGUCUUCACAUUUUACCUGGAACUUGUUAGGGACUUGCUACACUUGUCCAUGUAUCUGUGCUUCUUCUGUGUUAUUUUUGUAAACUACGGCAUUCCCUUGCACCUAAUACGGGAGCUGUACGAGACAUUUAGGAACUUCAAAGUUCGCAUUGCAGAUUACAUUAGAUAUCGUAAGAUCACUUCAAAUAUGAAUGAUCGCUUUCCAGAUGCAACCCCUGAAGAGCUCAUUGCUAGUGAUGCAACUUGCAUUAUCUGUCGUGAAGAGAUGACUACAGCCAAGAAACUGAUAUGUGGACAUCUUUUUCAUGUCCAUUGCCUCCGAUCAUGGCUGGAACGACAGCAUACUUGCCCUACCUGCAGAGCCUUGGUUGUACCACCAGAAAAUGGAACAACUGUUGCUGGAGGGCAGCAAGGAUCACAAUCAGAUGGUCAACGGCAGGGAACAGGCACUGGAAGCACAGGUCAAACUGAGGUUGGCAGUGGGGUGGCAACUGAUAGUUUAAGUCGGCAUCAAGCUAGACUCCAAGCAGCAGCUGCUGCAGCUUCAAUAUAUGAGAAGUCUUAUGUUUAUCCCUCUGCAACUUCCUUUGUACGACCUCCUGGAGAAGCUUCCAGUCAACAAGCCCAGAAGCAGUUUCAUAUUCCUGGUGGGCCAGCAAAUGUACCCUUUCCUCCAAUGGGGCACUUCCAUUUAAUUCCUUCCCAAGCACAUGUGACCCAUUUGAAUUAUGGAGAGGGGUUUGGAAAUGAUCCAAAUAUCCAAAGCUUGCAGUUGGAACUUAACAAAAAAUUACUGCAACAGCAGAUUGAGAUUCUGCAAAAUCAUCUACAGAAUCUGCAGUUCACGGAGGCUGAGAGAAGUGUAGAUGACGGGACAUCAUCAUCAGAAAGCAGAGGCAAGCUUAGCACUUCUGCGGAUAUUCAAGAUUGAAAAGCUUAAAGUCGACUGUGUAUGUCUGGUCUAUACCAGGAGAAUACCAAAUGUAGAUAUAGAAAGAGGAAAAAUACAGAGUAACAGUAUUGUUCUAAUGCAACAUCUGUUCUUUGGGAUACUGAUAUUGAAAAUGAACGGUGCCCCUUAAAAUUGAUUUCUUUGCCUUUAGACGUUGAAUGGAAAAUAUUGCUGACCAUUUUGUCACAAGUAUCCAUAAUAUGCGAUGACUUCCCCGUUAUAAAUGACAUGUUGAUGCAA